AUGCUCCUCAUCGAGAAUCGCUGUAAACUCUCGUAUCACUCAUGCUUCGCACGCGGCGCUCACUCGCUGCACUCUUCGCUCUCUUCGCAAGAGGCUCUUCGUCACUCUCUCGCUGCAACCGACGCUCUCUCGCUUCACGCGGCGCUGCUCUCUCGCUGCACGCGCCGCUCUCUCGCUGCGCGCGCCGCCACUAUUUUGCUGCACGUGCUGUCUGCGUUUUCGUCGCUCUCUCACUGCAUGGACCGCCGUUGUUUUGCUGCACGCGCUAACUGCGUUUUUCGUCCUCUCUCGCUGCAUGCGCUGCUCUUUCGCUACACUCGCCGCUCCCUGCUGCACGCGCUCUCUGCGUCUUUCGUUUGGUACGCAUUAUCAUCACUUUCUUUGAAACCUCCGUUACCUCACCUCUCUCUCUCCUCCCCUCUCUCUCAUUCCUUGCCUCUCCAUCUUUACCUCUCCCUCUCCCUCUCCCUCUCCCUCUCCCUCUCCCUCUCCCUCUCCCUCUCCCUCUCCCUCUCCCUCUCCCUCUCCCUCCCCCCCUCCCUCUCGCUCUCCCUCCAUUUCUCCCUCGUCCUCCGCUGA
This is a messenger RNA of Closterium sp. Yama58-4, 579 nucleotides long. Lineage: Eukaryota; Viridiplantae; Streptophyta; Zygnematophyceae; Desmidiales; Closteriaceae. The record is from the annotation of a GenBank genome assembly.